GUAGAACUCGUUGUCUUGUCUUGUGUACCAUGGCUGACUCUGCCUUUAAGCUCGUUUCCUCCAACCGCAUGUUUGGGGGGCUUAUGGCCCUGUACUCGCAUUACUCCAGCGUGCUCAAGUGCACGAUGGAGUUCCGGGUUUUCCACCCGCCGACCUCGACAGAGUCACCGGCGCCGGCGUCGACGCCGGUCCUGUACUAUCUCUCGGGCCUGACAUGCACGUCGGAGAACUUUGCCACCAAGGGCUACGCCCAGGCUGCGGCUGCCAAGGCCGGUCUGGCGCUUAUCUGCCCGGACACCUCGCCGCGCGGCGUCGAUCUGCCCGGUGAGGACGAGUCGUACGACUUCGGCUCGGGCGCAGGCUUUUACCUCAACGCCACGCGCGACCCAUGGUCGCAGCACUACCGCAUGUACGAUUACGUUGUCGACGAGCUGCCGGGCGUGCUCAAGGCCAACUUCCCCGAGCUGGCUGUUGGCUCUAAGGAGGCCAUCUUUGGUCAUUCCAUGGGCGGCCACGGCGCGCUUGUACUCGCGCUCUCUAACCCGGGCCGCUAUGCGUCGGCCUCGGCCUUUGCGCCCAUCUGCAACCCAAUCAACUGUCCCUGGGGCGUCAAGGCCUUUACUGGCUACCUCGGUGACGACGACAAGACCGCCUGGGAGGCAUACGACGCCUCGGUUCUCGCCCGCAGCUACGCUGGGCCCAAGAUCGACGUCCUCGUCGACCAGGGCACCGACGACCAGUUCCUCAAGGAGCACCAGCUGCUGCCGGAGACACUUGCCGCCGCUGCUGCCGCCAACGACCAGCUCGACGUCGAACUGCGCAUGCAGGACGGAUACGACCACUCGUACUACUUUAUCGCAACCUUUGUCGAGGAUCACAUUGCCUUCCACGCGAAGUACCUGCUGUAGCGUGGCACGGAGG
Molecule: messenger RNA, 921 nt
Organism: Thecamonas trahens ATCC 50062
Lineage: Eukaryota; Apusomonadida; Apusomonadidae
Product: S-formylglutathione hydrolase
Exons: 2
Coding region: 30-908 (292 amino acids)
Biological process (GO): formaldehyde catabolic process
Cellular component (GO): cytosol
Molecular function (GO): S-formylglutathione hydrolase activity
Source: RefSeq, a predicted model, not a curated record